AUGGCGCCUAGCAAACCAACCAAAAGCAUCAAGCUGAAAGUUCCCCGUCAUAACGCUCAAAGGAUAGGCUUGAAACUAACUGCAGAGGUCAAAAGUAUUGCCCAAGCGAAAAGAAUUCGUGCUGAAACCUCCCAACCAAACCCUGACUUGGCCCAAGCCAUUGAAAGCGCAUCAGAAUGGAACUCUCUUCUAAUGACCGCUCGUGCUGAACGUGGUCCACAAUGGGAUGUCGGUACACAACAAUUUUUAGUUGAUAAAUAUUCCGACUUGUAUUAUGAUUCUACUCCUCUUCAAGAAGCUGUAAAAAAAGUGACAGAAGAUGAAACUCCGGAGGAGCAAGUGAACCAAAACCAACAACCAACCCUCUCCAACCGAACCCCGCAUCGGGAUAGAGACUUCCAUAUGUCGAGUAUGCAUGGCCAUAUGGGCUAUGGCGGACACGAGUCGUCCCCACACAGGCAUCACGCACCUCCACCGAAUUACCCAUAUCCUAGCUCGCCAGCUAUGAACGUUAGAGGAGGGCCAGGGCCUUAUCCAUCGUCUGGUGGUGCACCUUUCAACCCUCCUACACAGUAUUUUGGUGGAGAAGCUCCUUCUACGCCCGUGCGGAUGGGCUCUAUGGGUAACAUACAUAUGAUGGAUCAUUCGAUGGGCGGCGGUCACCCAAGGGGUGGAAUGGGUAUGGGAGGUGGGGGUAUGCCAGGCAUGCCCAUGCACGUCUCUCCCGGUAUGGGACGGAGGGUUACAAGAGGAAUGGUGGAGGAUGGGUAUCCCAUGCAUUGA
Molecule: messenger RNA, 783 nt
Organism: Laccaria bicolor S238N-H82
Lineage: Eukaryota; Fungi; Basidiomycota; Agaricomycetes; Agaricales; Hydnangiaceae
Exons: 3
Coding region: 1-783 (260 amino acids)
Source: RefSeq, a predicted model, not a curated record